GACUGCGUAUGAGUCAAGAGCAGGAGGCGGAUUGUCUGUGAUGGGCGCGGAGGACGCACGCAGGGGGACGACAAGGCGGCCGGUGAGUGGAUGGCGAACAGCAGGCAGACGAAGAGACGAGGCCGGGCUCUGUGAGUGGCUGGCCAGCCCAGUUGCGUGUCCAGUAAGAACGGCGGCGUGGCGGACGAUGCGCGGUGAGAGCAGGUGAGGCGAGGCGAGGCCAGGACGAGGGGCAAGGCCGGAGGGAUGGACGGACGGCGGUUCUUUGCUGUGUAAAAGAGCCGCUUCGAGGGGCGAGGCAAAAUGUGGGCGACGAGGCACAAAUAAAAGGCUGCGGCUCCCCACGAUGGAGAAGGGGGAAAUAAGAAGAUGGAAAGAGAAGAAGGGAAAAAAGGAGGCAAAGCUCGCGGCAAGGGGAGGUAGAAGAAGGUGGAGCGGCCUGAGAGACACGGAGGAGGUUGGCGAGAGCGACGAAAAGAGUCGAAGCCGGGUUGAUCUGGAGAUGAACGACGACGAGACAAGAUAUCCGGAGUGCUGGACAGGACCUGGACAGGACAUGUACAGGCAGAGCCUUGUGCCACCCCAUCGUGGGCACCCGUCGUUCCCAGCAGGAGGAGCAGCGUACCCAGCCGUACUCGGUACAAGAACCCAGGCUCCCGGUCUGGUGCAAAAGGCCUACCUGGUGCUCGCCUGUCGGCACUACAUGCACUUCUCGAUCCCAAGCAUCCAGAAGCAGCCUCCAGGGCCUGGGCCUGACAGCCACCAGACAUGCUGCAGUAGCAGCAUCAACCACGCUCCGGACUGCGGGUUGGGCGCCGCUGGACCCCUCCUUUUGCUUCUGGCUACAGCAUUCGCCCGCUGGCCGGAAAUCCAGGGUGCGCCGGCUGCCCUCCAGUGGACCUCGGGCUGCCAAUCGUCGCUGCAAUGGGCGGCCACAGCGCUGGAUGGCACCCUCCCGCUGCUCCAAACGGGCAAUGGGCGGUGGCAUGACGCGCCAACAGCAGGGCCGCAGCCACUGUCACAGCGGGGCCUGCACCUGUGA
Molecule: messenger RNA, 1042 nt
Organism: Trichoderma atroviride IMI 206040
Lineage: Eukaryota; Fungi; Ascomycota; Sordariomycetes; Hypocreales; Hypocreaceae
Source: RefSeq, a predicted model, not a curated record